Mycotypha africana is the source of this 1375-nucleotide messenger RNA. RefSeq names its product ribosomal protein L6e-domain-containing protein. Gene Ontology annotation, biological process: cytoplasmic translation; ribosomal large subunit assembly. Lineage: Eukaryota; Fungi; Mucoromycota; Mucoromycetes; Mucorales; Mycotyphaceae. Gene Ontology annotation, cellular component: cytosolic large ribosomal subunit; ribosome. The record is from RefSeq and is a predicted model, not a curated record. Gene Ontology annotation, molecular function: RNA binding; structural constituent of ribosome. The coding region runs from base 360 to 1256 and encodes 298 amino acids. The transcript is spliced from 2 exons.
UCCUCUUUUUCGUGAUUGCCAAAGGUAUAUAUAACUAUCAUGAUCGAUAACAAAACGACACAAUUGUAGAAUAGAAUAUAGUGGAUUUGUCUAUAAAGAAAUGGAUGGAUAGGAUAUCGACAAAAAAUGGACUGGAUAAGCGUUAGAAACCGAUAUUAUACUUGUUGUAAGAGCAGUCAUUGCAUCCAUUAACAAUGAUACACAACGACAUCAAUCCAUCCAUCAAAUACGUUAAAGGUUCAUUCAAACAAAGUUCAUCCAUUGCUCGAAACUCGGAACUGUUCAAAAUAGAGUAGGAAAUGCUGCGAUGUCAUUGUUCCAUUCUAUACAGAUCGCAUGUGAAAGCAGAUUAUUGAUUUAUGCAACUGAGAAUGCCACACAUGUCAGAUGAACAUUAUGGAAUCGCUGGAAAGUUAUUCACCAGGCUCAUCAUGCCUCUAACCUAUGUACAACCAUUUGGCAUUUUUUCAACGUUCGAAAUGAACAUUGAUUGUACAUUCAAACUUACAAAACCACCUUUGCUGAUUGUCGAUGUUAUGUUGAACCGAACACUAUAUUCUAUUUCUAGAAACAGCUUCCUUGUUCCUGGCGUUUCUCGCUUCUCUCGUUCUUCUGCCUACGCUAAGAAGGCUCAAUACAAGCGUAAGCAAACUACCGUUGCCGCUCCCGCUAAGACUGAAGCCGCCGACAAGACCGUCGAAGUCAAGGGUGCUAAGAAUGGUGGUAAGCGUACCGUUCCCGCUCAAAAGGCUCCUCGUUUCUACCCCGCUGAGGAUGUUGCCAAGCCCAAGGUCAGCCGUAAGGCCGCUCCCAAGACCAGCCUCCGUGCUACCAUCACUCCCGGUACCGUUGUUAUCCUCCUUGCCGGUCGCUACCGUGGUAAGCGUGUUGUUGUCUUGAAGCAACUCGAAUCUGGCCUUCUCCUCGUCACUGGUCCUUUCAAGGUCAACGGUGUUCCUUUGAGACGUGUCAACCAAGCUUAUGUCAUUGCUACCUCCACUAAGCUUGAUAUCUCUUCCAUCAAGGUUGAUGAAAAGUUCAACGAUGCUUACUUCAAGAAGCCCGCUAAGGCUGAAAAGGCCUUCCUUGAAGGUGAACAAAAGAAGGCUGCCUUCCCCGAAUCCAAGGCUGCUGACCAAAAGGCUGUUGAUAAGGCUCUCCUUGAAGUCGUUGCUAAGACUCCUUUCAUGCGUCAAUAUUUGUCUUCUACCUUCGGUUUGACCAAGGGUCAAUUCCCCCACGAUAUGAAGUUCUAAAGCAAUAAAAGUUUGAUUCAUUUCACUAUGGUUUUAUAACUUUCAUUUCUCGUCCUUUCUUUUACAUAGUUCCAAAACUUUUUUUGAAAUAAACUAUACUUUAUUAUAUUCGUAAGGAG